CGACAACCCUGAAGGAAUUAAAAUAAAUAAAAUAAAAUGGGAGCUAAACAAUCACAGCCACGGUCUGUUUCUUUAGAAAAUCCAACUCCUGCCGGUGUUAUUGAUAUAUCCGACGAUGUAGUCAAGCGUCUGAAGCAGGGUAUCACACAACAGGCACGAGAUAAUGCAGUCGCUUCUGAAGAGACCAAACCAGUGGCCAAGCCCCAGCAGCCGGUAAAGAAAACUCCUGCAAAGACGGCGCCUGUCACGCCGGCUGCGGCUCCAAAAGUUGUCUAUCAGACACCAACGCCUGUCUACGUUCCAGUUGGAGCAACAGCUGGUCACACAAUCAGUGCCGCUGAUGUGCAGCGUCAAAUGAAUCAGGAACUGCAGAAGAACGACGAAAUCUGGCGCGGGCGCAUGACACAGUUGGAGGAAAAUUUGAAGAAAACCAAUACCAUUCUGGAAACCGAGUAUGCCAAUGCUGUGGAAGGUGUUCACAAGCGGUUUGUUAGCACAGCUGCCGCCCACAAGACACCUCCAUGCCAGGAUCUGAAAGCACAGCUCUUGGCCUGCUAUCGUGCCCAUCCUGGCGAGACAUUGAAAUGCAUUGAUGAAGUCGCCCAGUUUAGGCAAUGUGUCGAUUUGCAUCGCAUUAAGAAACUGGAUGAGGAGCCACCAGUGCCUAAAGCAAUCACUGACAGCAAAGCCACGGUGCGAACAGCCAAGGCUGGCUAAAAAACGAACGCAUUAAAUAUAGAUCUUUGUCUUGAGAUCAUAUGUGUGAAUGAAUGAUGAUAGUAAAUUAAUAAUAUACGAUAACACUUUAAUUAAAAUGUGUUGAAGUUUUGUUAA
This is a messenger RNA of Drosophila willistoni, 834 nucleotides long. RefSeq names its product MICOS complex subunit MIC19 (gene Chchd3). Gene Ontology annotation, cellular component: MICOS complex. Bases 37 to 717 code for a protein of 226 amino acids. The transcript is spliced from 2 exons. The record is from RefSeq and is a predicted model, not a curated record. Lineage: Eukaryota; Metazoa; Arthropoda; Insecta; Diptera; Drosophilidae. Gene Ontology annotation, biological process: inner mitochondrial membrane organization.